Molecule: messenger RNA, 1324 nt
Organism: Salvia splendens (bonfire salvia)
Lineage: Eukaryota; Viridiplantae; Streptophyta; Magnoliopsida; Lamiales; Lamiaceae
Product: transcription factor CSA-like
Exons: 3
Coding region: 372-1190 (272 amino acids)
Biological process (GO): regulation of DNA-templated transcription
Cellular component (GO): nucleus
Molecular function (GO): DNA-binding transcription factor activity, RNA polymerase II-specific; RNA polymerase II cis-regulatory region sequence-specific DNA binding
Source: RefSeq, a predicted model, not a curated record
GGGAAGUAUAAAAACGAGGAGGUGGUGAAAUUAAAUGUGUGCAGUAAAAAACAGUGGGUUACCAAUGGCGGUGGAGAAGUGAUGAUGAUGAUGAUCUGUUUUGAGAUCUCUGCUACUCAUACUUUCCGCUGCUCUCUUGUGUUCCCAAGAUUGUUCACUCCCAAACACAAACCAAACCUAACCAAACCCACCAUUCCUCUCUCUCUCUCUCUCUCUGUUUCCCCCAAAUCUUCUGUUCCCCUUGUUUCCUCCCUUAAUCAAACCACACCUCAUCACAACGCCUUCUCCAUUCCACACAUCAUCAUAAUCUAGAACAAAUUCAACUCAAUCUUUUUCUUUAUAUAUAUUACUAUUGUCAGUGUGUUGUGUGAAUGGUGUACGCCGACGAGUGGGGUUUCCCAUUCUCCGAAGAAGCAAACAACGAAGCGAUCGAUCUGAACGCGUCGUUGAACGAGGAGGAGGAGGAGGAGGAUCACAUGCAUGGCUCUCGAAGCAAGGAUAUGGCCCAGUCCAAGCUCUGCGCCAGAGGCCAUUGGCGCCCCGCCGAGGAUGCCAAGCUCAAGGAUCUCGUCGCCCUCUAUGGCCCCCAGAACUGGAACCUCAUCGCCGAGAAGCUCGACGGCCGAUCUGGUAAGAGCUGUAGGCUGCGGUGGUUUAAUCAGCUGGAUCCCAGGAUAAACAGGAGGGCUUUCACCGAGGAGGAGGAGGAGCGGCUGAUGGCGGCGCACCGUUUGUACGGUAACAAAUGGGCCAUGAUUGCGCGUCUCUUUCCGGGGAGAACCGACAAUGCGGUGAAGAAUCAUUGGCAUGUCAUAAUGGCAAGGAAAUACCGGGAGCAAUCAACCGCCUAUCGCCGCCGGAAAAUGGGCCAGUUUGUUUUCAAGCGGAUGGAGGAUGAAAAGGAGCUCAUGCCCUCCGGCACUGGGCUUUGGGCGCCUCAGCCUUCUCUUGCUUUCUACCCAGGCCCGAGUUACAGUAAUGAGAUGAUUAGCAUUUUAAACCACAACAAAUCAUGGGAAGAAACCAACUAUUCCUACCACUAUUCUCUACUGCACCAGCACACACUGUAUCAUUUCCCACGCCAAGCGGAAGCCGAAGUAGCCGAGCCGAAGCCGGAUGAGGAUGACCGGAUGGCGCCGCCAUUUAUAGAUUUUCUCGGAGUCGGCGGCGGCGGCGGGGGAUUUAAUUAGCUAGUGUUAAUCUUUGAAUGAUUAGCGAAUAAUUAAUUAAUGUGUACUGAAUUUGGGAACAGUAGGAAUUCUUUGAUAUUAUAAUUUCUCUUUCCUCGUAAGUUCGAAAUCCUUGGAUGGAACUGUUUGAAAAA